UGUGGCGUUCUUUUUUCGUUUCGUUGACAUAGUUUUCACAUUUUAUGAUUUUGUUAAAAAUCUCCAAUUUGAUAGGUUAAAAACAAUAAAAUCAUGUGAAAAUGUUUAAAAAGUGCACCUUUUGUUAAUUAUACAUGGAUUUAGUUUGAAAUAGUUGUGUAAAAGUACAGUAAAAAGUGAAUUUAGUUUAGUCCGUUUCGCUGGUCUGGUUGCUGCUUGUUGGAUUGUCGUCGUCCGGCACCACACCACUAACACAACCAAAAGUGAAAAAAAACAAAGGAAAACGCUACACGCCAAACUGUUUCAUUCUUCCAAAUUAUUUUGAUGAAUUUGUAAUGAAAAAUCAUGGAGAACUUAAAAAUAAGUGAUAAUUUGUUUGCAAAUAUUCGCUAUUUUGUAGCUGGUAAUUUGGAUGAUGAGAUUGAAGCAUUGCUUAAAAAUGGCGGUGCCCAGGCAAAGUUCUAUGUUUCCGAUAUGGUUACCCAUCUAAUAUGUGCUCCCAAUUACUCAGAUGUUGAAUUGGUUAUGAAUUUAGAUCUAUACAAUGUUAUACCGGUUACGGAAAAAUGGAUAAUACAUAGUGUUAAAUUGGGACGUUUAGCUUCUACUGCUCCCUUUGAUCCCAGUGCAAAACGCCUAAUGAAGAAUAUGUCUGUGGCCAUAGUAAAUGUGUCGCCGAAAGAUCGAAAACGCCUGUAUGCCAUGUUGACUUAUCAUGGCGCACAAGUUACACCCCAUUUCAAUGGCAAAAAUACCCAUUUAAUAUCAGGCUUAACCGGUGGUCCAGUGUAUACGAAAGCAAGCGCCUUGCCCAAGGGUGCCAUUAAUAUUGUAACUCCAGAUUGGGUAGUGGAAUGUUUGAAACAAAAGAAACUUUUGCCAGUUGAGCAAUAUCAUCCGAGACUGUUGAAGGUGGUUGAAAGGCCAAAGCUAACUUCGGCACAAACUUCCACUUCGUCCAAUGUGCAGUCCAAUGCAAUGGUUAGUAAACCCCAAACGGCACCAACUCCGCAGCAGCUGCCAGUACAGGCUCAAGAGGUAUCUGCGGUGCCAACGCCUCCACCUCCUCCACCGCCGGUUACAGUUGCACCACAAUCAGUGGAAUCUUCUUCUUCCACACAGACUGUGGAACAGACUUUAUCAAAUAUAUUAGAAUUUGAUGAUGAUGCUCUAAUGGAUAAGUCAACAGAGCCGUCCUCAGUCAAUGCACUCGAUGCUGCCCAAAGUAUAGCCAAUAUUAAGUCACAGUUGCAAGCUGCAGCUGCCCUGCAACAGCAAUCACAGCAACAACUCCAACAGCAACAACAGCAAACACAGCCAAGCCUUAUACCAUCGCCUUCACCGUCAUCGUCAGCAAUGAACACACCAGCAUCUUCCACUCCCACUACUCCUAAAAAUGAAGUGCCUCCAUCUACAUCACCUUUUGGGGGAAGCGGUAAUAUGGCAAUGGAUACUGCAUUGCAGACAAAUAAUUUACAACAACAGCAAAUGCAGCAGCAACAGCAGCCACCAAUUGCUCCCCAGCAAGCACACCACCAGCAACAACAAUCGCAAAUAGUUUUCGUAAGACCCCGUAAUAUAAGCCAGCAACAACAAAUACUCCAGCAGCAACAAAUUUUACAGCAACAACAACAACAGCAGCAGCAACAAAUUAUUUCCUCUCCCUCAGCUUCAACAACCAGUGCCAUUACCACUGCCGGCGGUGCUGUUGGAGCUACUCAACAAAUUAUUCUGCAACAAAAAAUAAUACCGCAUAAUAUUCAGCAGCAACAACAACAACAGCAGCAGUUGCAGUCUUCCAAUGUGCAACAAAGCAUGCAGCAGCAACAAAGUAUGCAGUUGCAGCAACAGUUAAUACAACCACCUAGAACACCCACUUCCUCAAAUCCUGAUUCCAGAACACCCACUCCCACCGGUACUCCACAGCCACCGAGGACACCACAGCCUGGAAGUGGCAGGCAGACACCACAAGCCCCACCUCGUACACCUUCAACUACCCCACAGCCUCAAACAUCUCAACAAAUGGCAGGACAAUCGCCACAACACAUUUCCCAAAUACAAAUGUCACCAUCUACGCAACCACAGCAGCAGAUAUCUGCCCCUCAGAUGCAGUCCAAUAUGCAACAACCGCAAACAGCGUCACAACAACCUCAGCCUCAGCCACAGCCACAGCAGCAAACAGUAACCAUGUCACCACAGAUGCUCCUUCAGCAUAUUCUACAACAGCAACAAAUACUACAACAACAACAAAUGCAAUUGCAACAACUAAUACAAAGUGGUCAGAGUUUGACACCCAACCAACAGGCUUUGCAAAGGCAAAUACAACACAAACAGCAGCAGUUAAUGCAACAGCAACAGCAAUUGCAACAACAGAUACAACAUCAACAGCAGCAGCAACAACAACAACAACAAAUGCAACAACAGCAAUCACCACGUGUUCACCAAAUUUCAUCUCCUGCUCCCCAAGCACCAUCACCCUCAUUAAGUACUACGCCAACUAAUACGAACACGGGAACAUCGGGAACUAUGAUGCCACCUCGUUCCCCCCGUCAAUUGCAAUCACCCGCACCACAAAUGACUCCACCACCUCCGCCUCAGUCCCCAGGUCCUGCAAUGGUUGCACCCCAACAACAGCAGCAACAGUUGAGGCAGCAGGUGCGACAAACGUCACAGCAACAGCGUCAGCAGCAACAGUCGCCGCAGCACAUGAUGUCGCCACAACCUUUCCAGCAACCGCAAAGGGUUCAACUGCAAAUGCAACAAAUGCAGCAACAGCAACAACAGCAACAGCAGCAGCAAUCGCCUCAGCAUAGGGCUUCACCCUCGGCUCCACCAUCUCCCAUAAUGCACCAACAACAAUCGAAAAUGAUAUCAAAUCAAAAGCCCAUAGAUCCUACCGAUCCAGUGCAGGUGGCUCAGAUUCUGAGUCGAUCAGCCCCAAGUCCUAAUCAUGAAUCUUUAAUAAUGCGAACGCAACAAUUAAAACAACAACAGCUGCAGCAGCAACAGCAGCAGCAGCAACUACAGCAGCAGCAACUACAGCAGCAACAACAACAACAACCACAACAGCAGCCAACCCAAACCCAAGCUCAAACUCAGCAACAACCACAGCAGGUUGCUCCGGGCAAUAAUAGUGGUGUUAGCACUGGUCAAAGGCAGGUCAUAAACACAGCCACCACCCAGGGCCAACAAAUCAUACAAAGUCAUAUGCUGCAGCAACAGCAAAAACAAAUGUUGCAAUUACAACAACAGCAGCAGCAACAACAGGCACAGCAACAGCAAAUAAUACAACAAAAAACUGGUUUGGUAUCACCCCAACAUCAAACAACCCAGCAAACCAUUAUAACCAAUCAGCAGCAAACAAUUCAACAGCAGCAGCAGCAGCAACAACAACAACAACAACCACAAGUAAUUCAACAAUCACCAAAUCAGCAACAACAAUUGCAAUUUACCGGAACAUCGCCUCAACAUCAGCAACAACAACAGCAGCAGCAACAGCUAAUUAUGCAACAACAAUUGAUGCAACCCCAAAACCAACAGCAGCAGCAGCAACAACAGUUGCAGUCUCAACCACAGCAAGUACAGCAACAACAACAACAGCAACCGCAGAGUAUAACAACCGUAACCGGACCCGGGGGUGUACGCAUUAUUCAACAAACCAUACAACCAGCACAAGCAAGCAAUUUUCAAUCGCCUCAGCAGCAACAAUUGUUACAGCAAAGACAAGUGCAACUGCAACAGCAACUUCAAAAUUCGCAACAACAACCUCAGCAGCAACACGUGCAACAGGUCCUUAGCGCAGGUGGUGGUGGUUCUCAGGUGGCUACCGGAACGCCGAAUAAGCCCAAAUAUAUUAUAAGUCAACAACAAUUCAAUCAAUUGAGUGCUCAGCAACAACAGAAAAUCUUGCAACAGAAUCAACAAAAUCAGAAUUUCAUCAUUGUUAAUCAAACGAAUGUUACACCAAUACAACAACAACAACAGCAGCAACAACCACAACAACAACAGCAACAGACAGGUGGACAACAAAUUCAACAAGUAUUGGGCCAACAACAAACUCAAAUUAUCCAACAAAUUGCCCAGAGUCCACAGCAAAUGAUGAAACAACAGCAACCACCUAUUUAUGCUCAAAGACAGCAGCAUACCUUGGUACAGCAGCAGCAACAGCCACAACAACAAAUUAUGGAUGUAGAAGGCAAUCUGUUGCAAUCACCACAACAACAGCAACGUAUUCUGUUACAACAACAUCAAGUUGUAGGUCCAAAUGCCUCGCCACAACAGCAACAGCAGGCAGGUCAUCAACAACAACAAAUUGUUAUCAACCAACAGAUAAUAAAUAAUCCUCAAAGGCUGCAAUACCUGCAACAGCAACAACAACAACAACAACUGCAAUUUCAACAAAAGUCACAAAUACAACAGCAGCAAGGAAACGCCAUAGUUGUGGGUCAAAAUCAGCCCUCUCAACAGAUUGUCCAACAACAGAUACUGCAACAAGGUAGUCCCCAACAUUCUGGCCAACAACAACAACAACAAAUAAUAAUACAGCAAACCACUAUACCACAGCAGCAUAUAUUGGCGGGGACACAAACAAUUUUGCAAAGUCCAAGUCCUCAGCAGCAGCAUCAACAUACUCAGCAGCAAAUUCUAGUUCAACAACAGCAGCAACAACAGCAGCAGCAACUCUUAGAUAGUCAACAGCAAAUACCACAAUCGCCCACACAUCAGCAACAAAUUAUAUUACAACAACAACAACAACCUACAGCUCUACAACAAACCGUGCUCAUACAACAGCAACAACAAAUACCUCAACAAACUCCACCACCACAAUCGCCUCAGCAGCAGCAGCAACAACAGCAAAUGGGACAGCAGCAGCAGAUUAUCAUACAACAAGGGGGAUCGCCACAACAACAACAACAACAGCAACAAUCCCAUUGGUCUCCACAAAGUCCGGCACAACAACCUGGUACACCAGGUUCCGUCACCGGCCUCCAAUCCCCGCUUCAAGGACAACAAUCUCAAAUACAACAAAUUAUACCUCAACAACAGCCUCAGCAGCAGCAUCAAUUUAUACGAACCGUGCGACCAGCUGGUGGCCAAUGGCAACAACAACCCGGUUUACCUCCACCCGGCGGAGCCCAGCCUCAACAACCGCAAAGGCAACUUAUACAACUCGAUGACAAAACCCAUGCCCAUUUUAUGUCAUUGGAUCCCAUCAAGAAAGCCGAGUACAUAUCAAAAUUGCAGCAAACCAAACAAAGGGUAAUGCUGCGGCAACAAGUGGCCUAUCAGCCACGACCCGGGGCGCCAAAUGUCGUAGCCAGUGCCUUGGGUACAACACCGCGACCUGCUGGUCCCACCACACAACACAUUAUAGUACAAAGUCAAAUGCCAGCGGGACUGACGCAACAACAACAAAUGCAAUGGUUGCAACAGCAGCAACGCCAGGUAGUGGUCAGAACGGCUAAUCGAGCGCCUGGCCUUACACCAAUAACCGCACAGCAACAAAUUACUGCGGGCGGUACACCAGUCAAUAUAAGCCAACAGCAAAUACAGCAGCAGCAAGUCUUCAACCCCAAUGAUCCCAAUCAGCUUCUCCAAAGACAACAAUUGCGGGUUCAACUUCAACAACAACAACAGCAGCAGCAGCAGCAAAUGGUAGCACAAAAACCCGGCCAACAAACGGUGCAGGUAAUCACGGGCCCUGGUGGUCAAGUCAUAGAGCAGCAGACCAUCAUUCAGCAACCGCAACAACAAUCUGUUGUCGUAACCAAUCAGAUGGGGCAAAGUAUACAACAACAGGUUGGACAAGCAAUACAAGGUUCACAAGGCAAUCUAACAUCAAGUUCAUCGGCCCAGACUGUGGUAAUGGCAAAUCAGGCCGCACCCAACGAGGCAACGCAAAUGCAACCGCAACAGGUCAAUAUGCCGCAUCUUAACACCAAAACUGCCUUGGUCAAGAUGUUGAGUAAUAGAGUGCAGCAGCAACAACAACAACAGCCGCAAGUGGGACCGACGAUUGUUGGCGGAGGAGUGGGUGUGGUGCAGACGGCUUCAUCAGCAAUGGCACAACAACAAACUUUAAUGCAAAUGCCAACGGAGCACAAUGCGAAUCAAAUGCAGCAACAGCAACAACAAAUGGUCCAACAACAACAACAACAACAACCUCAGAUUAUACAACAAACGCAAGUUGUAGUGGCUGGUCCACAGCAACAUCAGCAAUUGCAGCAACAGCAACAACAAACACCACAACAACAUCAGUUAAUAAUGAGCCAGCAACAAUUACCUCCAGGCAUGCUGAAUACUGUACAAUCAGGUGGCACUGUGAUUGCAGGACAACAACAGCAACAGCAAACCGUUGAAGCCAGUGCGGCUGGCACCUUACGCAUGAUGACCCAACAGCAUAAUGCCACAAUGCAGCAGCAAGUCCCUCCUCCCUCGGUUCCUGGUGCAGGCCCCAAUCAGAUUGUGAACCAGCAAGUUGGUGUUGCUGCUCCUGGUGGUGGUGUUGUGGGUGUAGUCCGUAGCCAGCAGGAAUUACUACUCUUACAACAGCAACAACAGCAGCAGCAACAACAACAGCAACAGGUACAGCAAAUGCGUAGACCCAUGCUACAGACACAAAUGUCAACGGGUGGUGGUGUAGCUGGUCCAGUAGCUGCCAACAAUAUUAUAGCCGCUGGUGUACCAGGACAACCGCAGCAAAUUGUUCAACAACAGCUGGUGGUGACUGCCGGUGGUGGUACAGUACAGCAGCAGAUUGUAGCAGCUCCUGGGCAAUUACAUGGUCCCGGAGUUAUGACUCCCGCUGGUUAUAUCCAGCAAGGACGUGUUACCCAAAUCCCCAUACCACAAAGACCCCAAUACUAUGGCCAUAAUCCCAAUUUGAAAUUGCCCCAAGAUAUGUUUCUAGUCGGUUGCACCUUCUACAUUGUCGAAGAGUAUGAAGAGACUGAUGGCGAAGAGUUGCCCAUAUGGAUGGAAACCAUACGCCAAUUCGGAGGUGAUAUUGAGAAAAUCUAUUGUCCGCGUGUUACUCAUGUUUUGUGUCGCACCCAGCGGCAUGGUGUUGUCAUGCAAGCCCUGCGCGAAUCCAAACGUUGUAUCACAGCCUACUGGUUAAGCGACAUAUGUCUGAAGAAACAACUUUUGCCACCUUGGCAACCUUUACACCUGCCCUUCCCUAGUCAAUUUGGUCAUCAGAAACCCCUGGAGAGGCACAUAAUAGCCUCAAAUGGCUAUGAGCCUGAAGAGGAGCCUCGAAUCAAACAAAUGGUACAAGAGUGUGGGGCCAUCUACACAUCAUACCUUUCGAAAAUGAACACUGUCUUGUUGUGUAAGAAACUGGAAGGUGAAAUGUAUAGCGCGGCCAAAGAAUGGAAUAUUCCUACGGUGAAUUCGCUGUGGCUAAGUGACAUAACAAUGGGAAACUUAAGCUAUAUGUCGCAGUAUGAGAAUCAAAAAUACCAGCAAUACAAUAUACAGGCACCAUUUCGCAUAGACUAUGGAUUGGUACCCCAUCUCAUGGCUGCCUGGAAGGCUCCCAUAAAUUUAACCCAGGAGGCUCAUGAACGAGUCAAACGCUUUUUAGCUGAUUCUUAUUAUGAAAAAGCGAAACGCCAAAAAAUAUCGCCAUAUCAAGAAGAAUUACCUAAAACCAUACUCUGCGUGGGAGACCCGCAAACAGCUAAGCCGCCCAAAGUUAUUUUCUCACAAGUUGCCGAUCCAGAUCCACUAAAAAGGGCUGUGCAUUCUCUGGGUGGCAUUGUGGUGGAUAAUCCUGCCGAUGCUACAUACCUUGUGAUGACACGCGAAAGUCGUACCUGCAAGCUGAUACAAGCUGUUUGCCAUGUGGACUAUGUCCUUAAAUCCCAGUGGCUGGUGGAAAGUGCUAAAGCUGGCAAAUUUCUGCCCCCAGAUCCAUAUCGUAUACACUACAUACCGGUAGAUGAAAAUCUCAAGUUCCACAUAGAUAUUGUGCUACAAUCGACAAUACGUUCAAGUCUAUUUGCCGGCCGAUAUUUCUUUGUGACACCCGAUGUUUUCCCUGCACGAUCUGAAAUUGUACGUAUGAUCGAAUCGUCUGGCGGCAAGGUAGAGGAAAAACGACGAACUGCCCAAUCCAUAGCUGAGAUACAGGGACAAUCGCCUAAUUCUUAUAUAAUUGUAACUUGUCCCAAUGAUAUGCAUUUAUGUGUGGAUUUGACACGUUUCGGCAAUCCCAAAUGUCCCAUUGUCUCAACAGAAUUUGUAAUGAGUUCGAUAUUGAAGCAAACGUUGGAAAUUGAACCCAAUAUAAUACCAUAUUUGUAUAGCAAUAAUAAUAACAAUUAUAGCGGUGUGAGUGGUGGUGUUAUUAAAACAUCUAAAUAGCCUUUGCUGAAAGGACCAAGUGAUACCGAAGAGAUGUAUGAUGAGUUUCAAAAGUUUCUUGAGUUUGAGGAAUCCCUAUUGGAGGAAGAAAGCUUUCAAAGCUUUUGAGUUAUUGUAAAUACUAUAAAAAGUAUAGACAGUUCAAAUGGCCACAUUGUAUAUAUACAUUUUAAAAAGAAGUUAGCCUGGCUCUAAUCGGCUAAGUACACAAAACACCACAAGCAACCCUUGAUUUGUUUUCUUAAAUUGGCUUAAAUUCCUAAAGAAAAAACUUAAGUCUCCAAUUAUGGGUCAUGAGACCUCUCGAGUCCCAUGUACAUACUUAUAAAUACAUACUUAUAUAUAAGUCCCACAAAGUUUUAACAUGGUUUUUUAAGAACAAGAAACAUAUAGCUUAGAACUUAUAAAAGAACAAUAGUCUAGGGUUAAGAACGCGUAUUUACAUAAUCACCUUUUUUCUCAUUGUAUAAAGAAGUAUAGAUUUCUAAAAUUUUAUACCGAAUUCACAUUCAUACCCAAGAAAUAUUAUUAAUAUUAGCCUAUAAAAUGCUUAAAAAGAAGAUAAACAUUAUCUUGUUAAAAGGAAUUAUUAAAAAAAUAAUUUUUUUUGAAUAAUUUUUUUUUUUAAUUUUCAUAUCCAUCCCCCUGCUAACGCCAGGCUUAUGAAUAUUAACCAUCUGGUCUUUAAGUAACUUUUCAUAUAAAUUUUGUUGUAUACGAUUAGAUGCUCAUUUAGAAAUUUAGAAUGAAAUGAUUUGUUUAAGUUACAUCUAAAGUUUGUACUUAUUUAAAAAAAAAUAAUCAAACAAA
This is a messenger RNA of Stomoxys calcitrans (stable fly), 9180 nucleotides long. RefSeq names its product histone-lysine N-methyltransferase 2D. Gene Ontology annotation, cellular component: MLL3/4 complex. The record is from RefSeq and is a predicted model, not a curated record. NCBI's taxonomy places the organism in Eukaryota, Metazoa, Arthropoda, Insecta, Diptera, Muscidae. The transcript has 7 exons. The coding region runs from base 346 to 8370 and encodes 2674 amino acids.